UCCAAGGCGCGGCGGGACCAGAUCAACGCCGAGAUCCGCGCCCUACGCGACCUCCUGCCGCUGCCCGAGGGCGACCGCCCGCGCCUCUCCUACCUGCACGUCAUGGCCCUCGCCUGCAUCUACACCCGCAAGGGCGCCUGUCUCCGUCCCGGCCCAGCGCGGGGAGCACCCCUGGAGCUGCUGGGGGGGCCGGAACUGGCCGACCUGGUGGCGUCGCUGCCCGGGUUCCUGCUGGCCGUCACCCGCGAGGGGAAGCUGGUGGGCGUCACCGACAACGUCGCGCAGCACCUGGGGCACUCCAUGGUGGACCUGGUGGCGCAGGGUGACAGCAUCUACGACCUGCUGGAUCCGGCCGACCACCCCCUGGUGCGACAUCAGCUCACCCUGCCCGGGCCCCCCCAGGCAGCGCGCCUCUUCCGCUGCCGCUUCACCACCUCGCGGGCCUCGCGCCGUCCCAGCGCCGGGCGGAAGCUGGUGCUGCUGCGGGGCCGGUUCCAGGCUCCCCCCGGUCCCCCCGGGGCCCCUCCGGGGCUUUUCGUCGCCUUCUGUGCCCCCCUUGACCCCCCACCUUGGCCCUGCCCCGACUGCCUGCUGCUGCCCGCCUUCCAGAGCCGCCAUGCCCGCGACCUCGCUCUGCUCGAUGUCUCCGACAGGUGA
Molecule: messenger RNA, 657 nt
Organism: Charadrius vociferus (killdeer)
Lineage: Eukaryota; Metazoa; Chordata; Aves; Charadriiformes; Charadriidae
Gene: NPAS4
Product: neuronal PAS domain protein 4
Exons: 4
Biological process (GO): regulation of transcription by RNA polymerase II
Molecular function (GO): protein dimerization activity; RNA polymerase II transcription regulatory region sequence-specific DNA binding; DNA-binding transcription factor activity, RNA polymerase II-specific
Source: RefSeq, a predicted model, not a curated record